Phyllopteryx taeniolatus (common seadragon) is the source of this 8175-nucleotide messenger RNA. Its product is annotated as signal-induced proliferation-associated 1-like protein 1. Gene Ontology annotation, molecular function: GTPase activator activity; protein binding. Lineage: Eukaryota; Metazoa; Chordata; Actinopteri; Syngnathiformes; Syngnathidae. Gene Ontology annotation, biological process: activation of GTPase activity; regulation of small GTPase mediated signal transduction. The record is from RefSeq and is a predicted model, not a curated record. Gene Ontology annotation, cellular component: cytoplasm.
AUAGGCAGGAGAGAGGCACAGCGAAUGAGCUCAUCCUUCCAGCAGCAGCUGCAUAGCGCAGCGAGGCAGAGCCACAACUUUUUUUUCCUCUAUCGAACUUCCAAGUUGCGUCUCGGCCGGGGUUUGAAAAAAAAAAAGAAGAAAUAACUGAGUCGACGGGCCACGUUUGAAGGUUAAAAAAAAACAAACAAAAAAACAAGAGCGAGGAGCAGGACGUGGGAGGUCGCGUGUUGCUGUUUUAUGUCAAGGACUUGUGGGAUCCCAAUUGAACAAAAGGAAAGGCUUCGUAUUGUGUUUUGUCCCACAAGAAGAAGGAGAGCGAAAAGCACCCCGGUGGCGGAAAGCUGAGAAGACCAGUGGUUGGAGUAAAACCAUGCUAAUGGAAGGCUUUGUCAUAGCCGCAAAUUCUAUGCAGGCUUGAGUGAGGAAGUGGCGGGCUUGCCCCUUCCCCCUUUUUUUUCUGCUGACAAUCAACCUGCUCAUGAAGUCGGGGAGCAGCAAUCCAUUACAGAGGCAGCCAUGUCUACCUGCUGAGUGCCAUUAGCCUUCGGCACUCGCGUCAUGACCAGCCUGAAGCGCCCAUCAAUGGAGUGCACCGUCGGGGGCUCGGUCCCUGCCAGCGAUGAGUUUUAUCCUCGCCAUAUGCGCAUGGUCAAUGGCGGCGUCGUGCCGACCCGCACGGACACUGUCCAUGGCACUGUGAGCACAGGAGUGCCAAAGAUGGGCGUAAGGGCACGUGUGGCCGAUUGGCCACCGAGGAAGGAUGUUUCACGGGUUCUGUGGCACUCGAACACAGAGUCUGAAAUCAUGAGUGUGCCUCUGAAAAAUCACAUUAAAUUAGGUUCAAUUAUUAGCCCUCAGGACUCAUCAAUGCUGCGGAAUAUCCACAAUACUUUAAAAAAUCGAACACAGGCCCAGGCUAACAACUACUGCGCUGACACUCGCUAUUUGGUUCCCGGAGACUACAGAAGUCCACCACGCCGAAACCCACAACAGAGGCGAAUCCGUCAGCGCAGCAAUAGUGACAUGACCAUCAGUGAGAUGGAAGCUGGUGGAGACAGCGGAGAGGACUGGGGUCCACCACUGGGCGCCAAAUGCUCCCCUCUUCACCGGGAGUACGGCAGCACAUCUUCAAUAGACCAACAUGGGGCUUCUGGUGAGAGCUUCUUUGAAAUGCUUAAAGGCUACCAAGGGAAUGUAGACCAGCGUAGCCCAGCUCCAGAUCAACUUGAGGACAUGCUGAAUGUUCGGCCCAAGCAGGCCAUCCUUGACCUCUCCGAGAACGCCACGGAUGGCCAGCCUCCGAAAGCUAAGGACAGGGAGAAGCCUCCAAAGAGACGCACUAAAUCGGAGACUGGGGGCGAGUCUAUAUUUCGUAAGCUUCGUAACGUGCGGGGCGAUUCUGACUCGCCGAGAGCCGGGUCGGAUGUAGAGGACAGUCGAAUGGAGGAGAUGGGGCCAUCGCUAAAGCCGUGGGUCUGUCAGAAAGGUUUCGCCCACUACGACGUCCAGAGCACGUUGUUUGACCUCAACGAAGUCAUUCAGUUGCGGCAAAACGUGGGCAGAAGGAAGAACAACACCACCACGGGGGCUUCUGCCGCCGCCAUUGCCUCGGCCACCUCCACCCUUUCAUCCACCCACAGCCUUCAAUACAGCUCUCCUAGUGGUAGUCAGGAGGACAUCAACUUCCGAGAAAGCCCUGGCCUGGACUCAGGGGAUGAACAGAGCAACGAGGUGCUGCUCAGUUGCCCCUGCUUCCGAAAUGAGAUAGGCACAGAUGGCAAUGGGAGGCACAGAUUGGGAGCAAAUGGGGCAAGCUUUUACGGACAUGUGGGUGGUGUAGUAGGUAGUUCUGGGAACUUGAAUGGAGAAGGAAACGUGUAUGAAAGCUCUGUAAGCACACACUGCACCAAUGCUGGAGUGGCUGUGCUGGAGGGACCAAAGGAGGGCCCAAGCACACUCAGCGAAAAGGCCAAACAGUACAUCGUCGAGCACGUGGACCUUGGUGCUUACUACUACCGAAGGUUCUUCUACUUAAGGGAACACUGGAACUACUUUGGGAUGGAUGAGGCUUUAGGUCCAGUUGCAGUGACCGUGCGCAGAGAGAAGUUGGAGGAGGACAAGGAGCACGGCCAGCAGUAUAACUACCGCCUCAUCUUCAGAACCAGCGAGCUCACAACACUCAGAGGUUCUAUCUUUGAGGAUGUGGUGCUCUCCACCUCCAAGCACGGCACUGCCCGAGGGCUGCCAAUUAAAGAUGUCCUGGAGUAUAUUCUUCCAGAGCUGGAUCUGCAAUGCCUUCGACUGGGCCUCAACACCCCCAAAGUCACAGAGCAGCUGAUGAAACUGGACGAGCAAGGACUGAGUUUCCAGGUAAAGGUGGGGGUGAUGUACUGCCGGGCUGGCCAGAGCUCCGAGGAGGAGAUGUACAACAAUGAGAUGGCGGGCCCCGCCCUAGAGGAGUUUCUGCAGCUGCUGGGAGAGAAGGUUCGCCUCAAGGGCUUCACCAAGUACCGAGCCCAGCUGGAUACCAAAACGGACUCCACGGGCACACAUUCCCUGUACACAUCCUACAAGGACUACGAGCUCAUGUUCCACGUGUCCACUUUGCUACCUUACACACCUAAUAACAAGCAACAGUUACUGAGAAAGCGCCAUAUUGGGAACGACAUCGUGACCAUUGUGUUCCAGGAGCCUGGUGCACACCCCUUCACCCCAAAAGCCAUUCGCUCUCACUUUCAACAUGUUUUCAUUGUUGUAAGAGUGCAUGAUCCCUGCUCAGACAACACGUGCUACAGUGUGGCAGUUAGCCGCUCCCAGGACGUUCCCCCCUUUGGUCCUCCAGUCCCCAAGGGCGUGACCUUCCCGAAGUCCUCCGUCUUCAGGGACUUCCUGUUGGCGAAAGUCAUUAACGCUGAAAACGCAGCCCACAAGUCGGACAAGUUUGGCGCCAUGGCGACGCGCACGCGGCAGGAGUACCUGAGAGACUUGGCGGAACGUCACGUGACCAACACUCCAGUAGAGCCCACCGGGAAGUUCCCCUUCAUUUCCCUGGCACAUAAACGCCGGGAGAAAGUGCGGCCCUACAGUGGGGCGGAGCUCCGGAGCCUAGGCGCCAUAACCUGGCAGGUUCACGCUGAAGACCAGGUGGCAGGCGCUGAGCGGGAAUGCCUGUUGGCCAUUUCAAACGACUUCGUAAUCCUACUGGAUCAGGAAGCCAAAGCGGUUGUGUUUAACUGUGCCACGCGUGACGUGAUUGGUUGGUCCACCGGAAGUCCCGCCUCCUUGAAGAUCUUCUACGAGCGUGGCGAAAGCGUGUCACUUCGCUCUAUCAAUAACAACACAGAAGACUUCGGAGAGGUGGUCAAGAGACUAGAGCUGUUGACCAAGGGCAGUCAGACCGCAGAGAUGACGCUACGUCGAAACGCCCUGGGCCAGCUGGGCUUUCAUGUCAACUUUGAGGGCAUCGUGGCUGAGGUGGAGCCCUACGGCUACGCUUGGCAGGCCGGGCUGAGGCAGGGCAGCCGACUGGUGGAGAUCUGCAAGGUUGCCGUGGCGUCGCUGUCGCACGAGCAGAUGAUCGACCUGCUCCGGACGUCCGUCACCGUCAAAGUGGUCAUCAUUCCUCCUCACGAAGACUCGACACCGCGCAGAGGCUGCUCAGAAAUCUAUCACAUGCCGCUAGUGGACUACAAAAACCACAAGGAGGGAAUGCCCUAUGAGUUGAAGUUCCCCUUCCGCCCGGCCACUAACAGCAACACCAAAUGGCCGAGAACAUCCUCCAGCCCUCAGACGCGGCCUGCCGGCUCGGGCGGAACGCUUAUCAAGGCUCCUCCCCCGGACUUCAGCAACUCUGCCGCCAUGCCGCGCAGUGUGUCCAGCGACGGACGGCCUGUCAUUCCCAAAAGGUAUUCACCCGGAAACGAAAACUACGCCCUAGCCUGUUCCAUUGUGAUGGGGCGCACGCUUCACAACACAAACUCUCCCUCCGGCCUCCCCUACACUGACAACAUGAGCUCCAACCACUGGAGGCAGAAGUCUAUGCCUGAGGGGUUUAAUAACAACAACUGCCAGUCCCCUGUGUCUUCUGCGCAACUGUUGCCAGGUGACAGUGCUAGUGCCAUCAAAAUGAGCUCCAGCACAGGAGCUGCUUGGUCCCGAAAUGGCGAGGGAGAGGCAGCAUGUAGACAGGGGGAAAAAACAGCUCAAGAAACUUCCAAGGCGGUCAUUCCUCGACUCCAGCCACCAGAGCAGAGUGGGCACAUUUCACCAAACAAAAGUGCUAAGGUGGACGCGCCAUAUUCCUCCAGCCAGUCCAGCAGCAACACACUGUCAAGCAAUGCGUCGAGCUCCGCCCACAGCGACGAGAAGUGGUACGAAGUGGGCUCGCGUUCGGGAGUACGCGGUGAUCUGGAGCUCGGCGGCUACCUCCAGGGCGCGUCCACCGACAGCGGCAUCGACGCCACGUCCUUCACCGCCACACAGAGCAGCACGGGCUCCUCCAACGCCGCCUUCAGGGCCACGGACGCCGUCGCGUGGCAGGACGAGGCGGCAGGCGGGCAGCGAGGGGGUGACUCUUCGCCGCCCUCUCCAGACUCCCUUGUGCCUGCUGGGGGAGGAUCUGCGAACCCGUUGAAGAGCCCGUCGGCCUUUCCUGACUCCGCUUCCCAUUCCAGCAGCACACUGAGUUCUGGGCCCCCUGGGAACCAGGAGGAGCCGACUACAGACACAUCACCCACCUCCCAGAAUUCCCCGGGGCCCAAGACAUUCUACCCGAGGCAGGGGGCCACCUCAAAGUUCUUGAUCGGCUGGAAAAAACCCGGAGGGACCGUCAACUCUAUCGACUUUGGAAGCACUCGGAAACGGCACCAGAGUGAUGGUCUGUUGGUCAGUCAGCCGCAGCUCAGAGCCAAUCUACGUGGCUCGCAGUCACCUCAGCGACACACUGCCAAGUCCAGCCUGGAAGAAGACUUGAAGAAGCUCAUCAUGCUUGACAGCCCUCCUCCCACCACCAGUGAAGAGAAGCCAUUCCCUGCACCGACGCCUACCCGCCGCUCCCUCCAGAGGACGCUGUCAGAUGAGAGCAUCUACAGCGGGCAGAGGGGGUCCAUCUCCAGCGACAAACGUGACACCCCCAGUGACCUUCUGUUCAGCUGCUCAACCGUGCCGCGCUCACCCACCGCUCGCAACGCAGCCAGUCGCCGAACAUCGCACAAAUCCCUGGGAAACCUAUCUGCCCCCGAGAGCACCGAAUUAGAACGAGAGAGGGCCAAGCAGCAAGUGCAGGACCCUGCCCUAAUGCCCCUCCCUAACACUAGGACAGAUGGCCCGCUGGACUGGGCCCACUUGGUAGAUGCCGCCAAGGCUUUUGAGGAGCAGAGACUGGUCUAUCUGGCGGCCCAGGAGGAGAACUCCAUGGCUGAGAGCCCAGCAGGUGUCAGCCCCCAGCAGGCUGAGCCUCAGGCGGCCCCGCUCAGACAGCCCUCGCCUGGUGAGACACCAGCCUGUUUAAUGGGGAAAGUCAGCCAACUGGAGUCAAUGGUGACAGCACUGCAGGAAGACCUGAAAAGAGAGAAGGAUGCUAAGGCGUCCCUGCAAAUUCAGAUCCAGGGCUUGCGCGAAGACAACCAGCGCCUCCUGGAGGAGUCAUAUAGCGCUUCGGCAAAGCUCAAGAAGUUCACCGAGUGGGUCUUCAACACCAUCGACAUGAACUGACGGUGACCAUGCAACCACAAGGGAGCAGAACCACUAAAACUCAGCAGUACGCACGUCAUUUUCACCCUUCAAGGGGGACCCACUCAUGCUCUUAAAAAGCGACGGACACUUUCUUGGUGUUUAUGUCAUAACGUUGCCAACGUCACCUUCCGCCUUGGGAAUCGGACGACCGAGCACGCAUGCGUUCCUUUCCUUAAGAAUUGACCGAUGGUGCUGACUUGUCCCUGCAUGUCAGAGAAGAGAACCAAUUAAAACAACUGAUACAAUUAAGAAAUGUCUCGUAUUCCUCUGAGAAGGUUAGACGACGUCUAUUUGGCAUUUUGUGGAGGACAUAUUGAUUCCCCCCACUCAGUGCUAACACUGAAUAUUUUUUUGGACUGCCCAAAAGAGAAUAUGUGUAUAUAUAUGCUAAAUGAUAGUAUCCUAUUAUUGUAGCAGUGUGAGUAAACACACAGACAGCCUUUGCAUAGCACAUACUGUAAACACUGUAAAGUCAGGCGUCUGUCAUGUGUAAAAGAUUGUACAAGCUGCAAGUGUACAGUAUACAACUACAACUGCAGGCGCAAACUGUUUAUCUUUUGUAUAAAAAAAAAAAGGGCCAGAUUGCGGUUGUCAGGAAAAUGGUUUUGACUGCUCAUUUAUUCCACCAUCUUGUAAAUAUAGGAUUUAUUUUUCUCGCCACCUCGCCCGCGCCCUCCUCGAUGAGAUAUUUAAAGAGUAUUUAUGAAUAAGAUGAUGUCACAGAAGAGAAAAGCAGCCAUAUGCAGGUGGGGAUGCCUUCAUGUACGCCACGCAAUCAGAUGCAUAGAAAGUAUGAUAUUUAAUCUGAAAAAAAAAAUGUGUAUAAUUCCUGAAUAUAUAUAUAUAUAUAUAUAUAUAUUUCCAUAGGAGGUUAAGCUAAGGAAUUUCUGAAAUAUUCCAUUGGACAUGACUUGUGAGAAUUCACUGGAAAUUUGCGCCAAUUUAAAUUGGCCAUAAGCACAUGUGAUAUUUUAAAAUAGUAUAUAUGAAAGUUAUAUUUACAGGUGAAUCUCAAUAAAUUAGAAUAUUGUAGAAAAGUGUAGAAAAUAUUGUUUCAUUCGAAAGGUGGAACUAAUUAACGCUGUAUAAAGAAGAAAAUAUUUCAUAAUUUUAUUUAUAUAUACAGGCGGCUUGAGAAACUGGUGGCUAAUGCUGGCGCCCAUACCGAAUUUUAUUAUAUAUAUAUAUAUAUAUAUAUAUAUACAUUAGGUGAUUGAAAAGUAACUCCCUGUUUUUAAGUAGUUGUAAUUUAUUUCUGAACUAUAAUUCUUAGAAGAAAUGAACAUGAGAAGAAAGUGUAUUGCAUGGAGUUUUAUUUAAAAUUGGAUAUGGGCGCCAGCAUUAGCCACCAGUUUCUCAAGCCCCCUGGGAACCGCAUUAACUGAUUUCACCAGGAACUCUUGUGGGAUGGAAGACAUAUCUUCUCGUAUUCGCCCUUCAAGUUCUUCCAAAGUCGUUGGUUUGGCAGAAUAGACUUGCUCCUUUAAUUAUGGAACAUACACAAAUAAAUGGAGAAAAAUAUUACAACUUAUUACGGAAGUGUAUUGCUGCCACACCAAAAAACAAAACAAAAAAAAAGGUUCACUAUCAGGUGAUACUUUUCAUGUUAUAACAUGAUAUGGUUCACGUUAUAAUGUGAUCAAUUACACGUUAUAACGUGAUUAAUUUCAUGUUAGACCAUGAAAAGUUUCACGUUAUAACAUGAAACAAAUUAGGUUAUAACGUGAAACUUUCACAUUAUAACAUGAAAUUAUUCACGUUAUAACGUGUAGUUUAUCACAUAACGUGAAACAUAUCACGUUAUAACAUGAAACGUAUCAUGUUAUAACGUGAUGGCGAACUUUUUUUUUUUUUUUUGGUGUGGCAGCAAUACGCUUCCGUAACAUAUGAAUCAAUUAUAAGUAUUUUAAAAUAGGGAGUUACUUUUCAAUCACCCUAUAUAUAAUUUGGAUAAUUACAUAUGCCUAAUGAAAAUACUAAAUUCCCUAUCAAGAAAUUUUAACAUUACACAAAUUAGGUAGAUAAUGGCCAUCUAAAAAGUAUUUUAGCAUGUUUUAUGUUUUUCAUAUUAUUAAUGACUAAACUGAGAGAUUGCAGCUAUUGGUGCUUUUCUGUGUUCCUCAUAGUAACACACACCCCGCCUCAUGUCCAUUAUAUUUAAACCUUUUCCCUCUUCACUUGGAUACUGUCCAAGUGUGCGACGCUUCUGAAAGACAAUUUGACACUCAUCACAAUUUGCACCUUCAUUGAGAUUUUUUUGUUUUGCUAACAGCUUCUACUGUAAAGGAGAGCAUACGGUAUAGGCGGUAGACGGAAUGAGUCAGAGGCCCCUUCUUGAACCUUCACCCUGAACACGUGUGACGGCAUGUGACUGUCUUCCCAUUCACUUGUGAUGUGUACAAAAUGUUUAUAUCUAUUAAAAAUAUUUUGUUCAGUUAU